UUACCCGCCUGCGCAAUUCAAUGUUGUGAUUUUAACGAAAACAACAUGUCUGCCUCCAUGGUGCGAGCGACCGUGCGAGCGGUCAGCAAAAGAAAAAUACUGCCUACAAGAGCCGCACUGACACUGACUCCAGCAGCUGUGAGCAAGAUCAGUUUUUUGUUGCAGAACAAGCCGGAAUAUAUUGGUUUGAAGGUCGGGGUGAGAACGCGUGGCUGUAAUGGACUAACUUACACACUGGACUACACCAAGGAGAAAGACAAGUCUGAUGAGGAAGUUCUGCAGGAUGGUGUGAGGGUGUUCAUAGAGAAGAAAGCUCAGCUGACCCUUCUAGGAACCGAGAUGGACUUUGUGGAGUCGAAGCUGUCCAGUGAAUUUGUCUUCAACAAUCCCAACAUAAAGGGCACAUGUGGCUGUGGAGAAAGCUUCAACAUCUGAGCGUCGUGGAGCUCCCGCACUGUCCCUUCUCCAAACCAUGUCCCAUCCAUAAAGACUGAAAGACGGAAUGUUGACAAGGAAGUCAGACAUGAGGACAUCUGACCGCAGACCACACACACACACACACACACACACACACACACACACACACACACACACACACACACACACACCCAAGUAUGCUUAGAUGAAGGCUUACAUACAUACAACCUGUGUAGUCCAAACUAUCUUGACAUGUAGAUUUUAGGUUCAGAUACCUCUGAUGUUGGCAACUGCUGUUUUAAACUGGGUUCUAAAUAAAAAAUCCUUAGAAGGACCUCAAAAGCAAGACGUUUUUUAAUUUAGUGAAUUGCUGCCAUUUCACACAUACGCUAUAAGACAGUGUACUAGCACCCAGUGCCAUGUAAGCAGCAGUAUGCAAAAAGUGGAAGAGUUUGGGUGUCUUGAAACCGCUUUAUUAGUUUAUAAAGUGUAUAUUUAUCUCCGAGUGUAUAUUUAACAAUGUAUAUCUCCCUUGAAACAUGUAAACGCACACAAAAAAUAACGCACAAAAGACAUGUAUAAGAGUACAUGAGAUUUAUGUCGGUUUCUGUUUUGCUUGAUCAAAGCCAGGACUUUGUUUGUACUGUGCAAUAUGUCUGUGUACAUAUGUAGUAAUAAUAAAUGGCUAAAUGCAGUCCUAUGAAA
Molecule: messenger RNA, 1122 nt
Organism: Cottoperca gobio
Lineage: Eukaryota; Metazoa; Chordata; Actinopteri; Perciformes; Bovichtidae
Gene: isca1
Product: iron-sulfur cluster assembly 1
Exons: 4
Coding region: 46-435 (129 amino acids)
Biological process (GO): iron-sulfur cluster assembly
Cellular component (GO): mitochondrion; cytoplasm
Molecular function (GO): 2 iron, 2 sulfur cluster binding
Source: RefSeq, a predicted model, not a curated record